UCGGUAAAAAUAUUGAUUGUGACGUCAUUAAUUUACGACUAUUGAUACGGUGGUGGUGGUGAUAAGAAUUGAAAUGGACAAAAUGAGGAAUCCGAUGCCUGCUGACCAGCUGGAUAUGGAGAUGAUGGCCGAGGCGGAGUUGGCCAGACUGCAAAGGCAGUACCGCAUCAUGGAAGGCGACCGCAAAGCCUUCCUGGACGAAGUGAGCAACAAACUGAAAAAACAACGAAAAAUCAUAACUCGUUUACGCAAGGAAAGAGACGAUUUAAUGGCCGAUAUCAAAGUUGCGACUUGCGACGGCCAAAAACGCAAAGACUCAAAAAUAUCAGCAAAGCUCGAACUUCUCCUUCAAAAGCACGAAGAAAUCGUUGCUCAAGUCCAGAAAGAAAAAUUUCGACUUGAAGAGCUUGAGCAACAAAUACGAAAAACGGAAAAACAAGUCAGAAAAUUGCGACUUAAAGACGUCACUGAAGGUGAAUACCAAGAACGCAUCAAAUCUGGUCAAAAAUCGGUCAAAAUGCUGGAAAAUAAGCUUGAGACCACGCAUAAACGAUUUUGCAGCGUGCUGACGGAAAAUAAGCAGAUGAGAGAUGAAAUUGAUCAUUUGUUGAAAGAAAGAACUCGGUUUAAUGCCAUUUGGGAAAAACUCGUUUUUGAUCUAAAUAUGGGUAAGAAAUACAUGUUGGAUUUGAUAGAACAGGCGACUUUGGCGUAUGACCAAAGGGAGGAAUGGUGUUCAAAAUUGCAAGCUUUGAAGAUUCGAGCUCACAACGAUGUCAUAACACACACUCAGGAAAUGAGGGAAAUGCAACGACAGUUGGACCACGAUGGAAAUCUAAGAGAAUUCCUGACAAUCAAAGGCCAAAAACGCGUCAUGAAAGACUUGGAAGAAAAGGAAAUGAAGAAAAAAGAACAGGAACGGGAGAAUUUGCAAAAACAAAUCAAAAUCUACCAAGAGACACUUGACAAAAUCAAAACCUUUUGUGAGGAGGAAGACGUUGAGAGGAUCGCAGCCAAGUAUUUGAAACAAGAAGAGGAGAACUUUGCUCUAUUUAAUUACGUCAACGAACUCAAUCACGAAUUAGAGACUUUGAGUGACUCUAUUGAGGAGCUUGAAGGGAAAAUCAACGAACAGAAGCAGAUUUGCGAACAGAAAGCCCAAAAAGAGAAGGAUUCUUUGGAAAGUUUGAAGCGAGCUUUGGAGGAAGCCACCCAACAAGCAAACCAAGAUGAGGCCAACUUGGCACAAACUGAAGAAGACUUGAGGUUGAUACUGAAGGGAAUUAAAGACGUGUUUGAGCUGGUGGAGUGCGAUUGUGCGCCGAUUCUUGACCUUUUGGGCGAAAAUCCCGACGUUAAUGAAGACAACGCGUUAAUUUAUUUGGGGCUAAUUGAAAAAAAAGUAUCGAGUUUGAUCACCACAGCCUACUUUAAGGAAAAAUCGGUACCACUCAUUUUUAUCGACUCAUUCUUUUAGGGCCUACAUUAGAAAUUUUUUAUACGAUCAAAAUCAACCCUUAUGGGUUCAAUUAAAUUAUUAUCAAAGU
Molecule: messenger RNA, 1547 nt
Organism: Tribolium castaneum (red flour beetle)
Lineage: Eukaryota; Metazoa; Arthropoda; Insecta; Coleoptera; Tenebrionidae
Gene: Ccdc114
Product: Coiled-coil domain containing protein 114
Exons: 3
Coding region: 74-1477 (467 amino acids)
Source: RefSeq, a predicted model, not a curated record